AUGGCCAACUGGACCUGGGUAACUGCUGCGAGUCUGGGUACCCACUGUGAAUUAGGACAGAUUCAUAGACCCAGACUCGGACCCGGCACCUGUAGACAAAUAUCCAUUCCAAGCUGGCCCACCCCAUCUGUAUUUUGGCUGAUCGGACUGGAUAAUCAUCAGUCCCUCCUUAAUCUGGCCAACAACCUCAAUCGAACGGCACUUCCUGCGAUCCCCAAGCGCUACGGGAUCCGACUUCCUCCCGAGAAAGAUUGCUUGACGGCUCCUAACUUCAAUAUCGCUCCCAAGCCCACUCCGACUGAAGUGGGAAGCCCAAGCAAUCACAAGGAGGGCAUGUUUGGGGGAAUUGAUGACAACAACAGUAGUGACAGCGAUAGCAAUAGCGGCACCAAGAUGGACUUUGCUCCCUUCAUCAGCAUCAAUGACAAUGGCAAUAUGGCUUCUGAUCAAGCUAGAAGGAGACUGGAGGAUGUUGAAGAAGAUGAUUAA
This is a messenger RNA of Puccinia graminis f. sp. tritici CRL 75-36-700-3, 489 nucleotides long. RefSeq lists its product as uncharacterized. Gene Ontology annotation, cellular component: SAGA complex; transcription factor TFIID complex. The transcript has 2 exons. Gene Ontology annotation, biological process: DNA-templated transcription initiation; RNA polymerase II preinitiation complex assembly. Gene Ontology annotation, molecular function: transcription coactivator activity; RNA polymerase II general transcription initiation factor activity. The record is from RefSeq and is a predicted model, not a curated record. Lineage: Eukaryota; Fungi; Basidiomycota; Pucciniomycetes; Pucciniales; Pucciniaceae. Bases 1 to 489 code for a protein of 162 amino acids.